Messenger RNA from Diuraphis noxia (Russian wheat aphid), 690 nucleotides. RefSeq lists its product as uncharacterized. The record is from RefSeq and is a predicted model, not a curated record. NCBI's taxonomy places the organism in Eukaryota, Metazoa, Arthropoda, Insecta, Hemiptera, Aphididae.
AUGACAUUAGUGAACUCCUACUUACAUGCCGGUUAUACAAAUAUAUUUUCAUCGUCGACAUUGUUAAAAUGUACCGAAAUCCAKGAGUACGAAUUAUUGACGGUCACCUAUGGGUUGAGUUCUGCCCCGUUCCUGGCAAUACGUGUCUUACACGCUUUGGACGCCUACGCGGAACCACUCUUUUUUGCUGCCAAGGGCGUCUUAACUAAUCAUACCUACGUCGACGACAUUGUGGUAGGACGGAAUACGGAAGCGGAAUUAAGUCAGGUGCAGAAUCACAUAUUAGGACUACUUCGAUCAGCAGGUUGUAGGCUAAAGAAGUGGUGCAGCAACAGCGCGAAGAUCUUGGAGUGUAUCCCGCCUGAUGACCGAGUUAAUUGUCCUUCCUUUGAACCUAAAGAUGAGCCAACAUUGAAGGUACUCGGCCUACAUUGGGACCCCGCUACCGACGCCUUCGGAUACCACACACACGUUAAAGACACGCCUAAUACAAAACGAGGAGUAUUGUCUGCCAUUGCUAGAUUGUUCGASCCCAUUGGUGCUCUCGGUCCGAUGUUGUUGUGGGCAAAAUCAUUCAUGCAACAACUUUGGCAGACGCACCAAGAAUAUAUUGGAGUCGUGUGGUUUAUUAUUUCCCCAGAAAAUACCAAUAGGAAAUACAAUGUUAUUAUUUGGCCUUAUGUAGCAUAA